Mesocricetus auratus (golden hamster) is the source of this 481-nucleotide messenger RNA. It is a transcript of the gene Sfta2, whose product is annotated as surfactant associated 2. Bases 117 to 359 code for a protein of 80 amino acids. Lineage: Eukaryota; Metazoa; Chordata; Mammalia; Rodentia; Cricetidae. The record is from RefSeq and is a predicted model, not a curated record. The transcript is spliced from 3 exons.
AAAUCCAGUUGUCGAGGCUCUUGGUGCCCCCAACACCAGCACCGAGGAGGGCCCCGGUGUGAAGGGACACCAUUUCCACAUAUCUUGCCACUGUAUUAAGAAGUGAGGUAGCCACAAUGGGGCCUCCGAUGUCCCUCUUCCUCCUCCUCCUCCUGGCCCUCCUGGACAGCUCACACGCAGCAGGGCCAAAGGUGACUUUGAAAGUAAAGCUAACGGAGGCUUUCCGGGCCAAGGCCUCCCAGGACGCCAGCUUUCUGGACAUGCUCCAAAAGAUCUGCAUCCUCCUCCACCUCCCGCCGGGGGCCAACAUGACCCUCCAUCACAAAGGGCCACCACACCAUCUAACCUGCAGACCCUGAGGGCAGCCAAAGCCUGUGUGGGCCUCGGAGCACAGGCUCCGGGGAGUGGGCGUUGGGAGGAGGCAUGCCUUGACCCAGCAGGCCCUUGCCCUGCCGAGUGCUAAUAAACCCGUGGAGUCUAA